Molecule: messenger RNA, 2550 nt
Organism: Pteropus alecto (black flying fox)
Lineage: Eukaryota; Metazoa; Chordata; Mammalia; Chiroptera; Pteropodidae
Gene: CTRL
Product: chymotrypsin like
Exons: 7
Coding region: 1681-2487 (268 amino acids)
Biological process (GO): proteolysis
Molecular function (GO): serine-type endopeptidase activity
Source: RefSeq, a predicted model, not a curated record
CUCACUCCAGAACCUCAGCCCUGGUGAGCACUGCAGGCUCAAGGUGGAAAGCCCCCUCCUGACUCCACAGCAGAGGUCCCCCUACUCCUCCGCCUUCCUCUUGCACUCCAGUUCACUGGGGACUGUGGUAAAACCCAAAGGGGCCCAGGUACUGCUCCCACUUAAGAGCUUUUGCCUGGCUCAUCAGUGGCCCAAGACAAAGCCCACACUUCUCAAUCAAGACUUCCCCCACCCCGCUUUCCCAUGGACCCUGAAGACUAAAGUACUGAUAGAGGAGCUGCCCUUGGGUCUAAGGGCAAGUUCUCACAGAGUACUCCCCACCCCUGCUACACCUUGACCUGUGAAACCCCUUCACUAACCAGGCACAUCAUCAGAGGUACUAACACGAAACUGGGUAAUGGGACUGACUCCAAGUUUUGAUGGGUCACAGCACUCGUGGGGUGAGAUGACUUGACAUGUUUAUCCAACAAACCUUUGCUGAGCACCCACUGAAUGCCAGGCCCAGGUCCUGGGUGCUGGCAGGAACAUCCUGCUCUCAGAAUGGCUAAACACCACUGGAACCUUGAAACUUUGAGAAGUCUGCCCUUUAGGGAGGGGUCUACUCUAUGCUGGACAUCCCCGGCCUGAUUGUGCUUUUCCCCCCAACAUUUUAUUAUGAAGAUUUUAAAACAUAAAACUUGAACUGUACCUAUACAUACCUAUACAUACCCACCACAGACUACGAUUAAUAUUUUGUUAUAUUUGCUUUACCACAUAUCUAUCCAUUCAUCCCUCUAUUCAACCAUUAAUUUGCCUUACUUUUUUGACUGAUGUGUUCUUGCAUUAGUUGAAACCCUCACACCCUUAGUAAGCCAGCCAACUUACCCAUUGCAACUUUGCACACAGGGGCCUCUUCUCUCCCUCAGUUCAAGCUCAGCCUGGAGCUCAACAAGCUGUAGCCACCAAGAGCUUGCUCACAGGAGCCCCAAGGCCUGGAGGAUGUCAGAUUUAAUGGUUGUCACCCUUCUACUCAAAACCUCUGUCACCAAAGGCUCGCCCCUUGCCCUCCUCUGAACCAGGCCCCUCUUAGGCAUUAUCUCAUCGUUAAGAGUGGGCUUUGGAGCCAGAAAGGUGAAGGUUGGAGUCCAACCACACCAUGUGCUGGUGGGAGUCACCAUCUCUUUAAGCAAACUGUGACUCCUUUUGAAAGUUGAGGAAUCACUGAGGUAUCUUAGGAUUCACAACCUGCUAAAACCCCUGUUCAGCCACAUGGCCCUUCCACAGCAGAGCUAGUAUAACAAGACAUUCCCUCCACAGGUCAGAACACCCCUGGGUGCUGAACAGGCUUCUCUGAGAGUUUGGUGCCCAAGAAGUCCAGGGAGACUUCCCUGAUCCCAGCCACCAAGUGGUCAACAUAGACCUAAUGUAACUAAGUCCUUGGAAUCCAGUGCUCCGCACUUGGGAUGUGAAAUGGUUUGAAUAGUCUGAGGCCAGGCUUUGGGAGGUGGAGGAGGUGAGAACCUCACACCUGGGCUCUUGUCUGAUAAGUCCAGGCCUGGAUAGAGGAACUUGGCCUAAAGAGACCCUUCUCCCGACUAGAGCGUGGGAGAUGGCUAUGUCCAUACAGCUGGCCUGACCUCAUACCUGGACUUUAGCCCAAGGACAAGGAGUCCUAUAAAGCCAGACCCGGUUCUCAGCCUCAUGCCUCUCACAAUGCUGCUGCUCAGCCUGAUCCUUAGCCUGAUUGUGCUCGGCUCCUCAUGGGGCUGCGGCAUUCCCGCCAUCAAACCAACGCUGAGCUUCAACCAGAGGAUUGUCAACGGGGAUAAUGCAGUGCCGGGAUCCUGGCCCUGGCAGGUGUCCCUGCAGGACAGCAGUGGCUUCCAUUUCUGCGGUGGUUCCCUUAUCAGCCAGUCCUGGGUGGUCACUGCUGCUCAUUGCAAGGUCAUCCCUGGCCGUCACUUUGUCGUCCUGGGUGAGUAUGACCGAUCAUCCAGUGCUGAGCCUUUGCAGGUUCUGUCCAUCUCACAGGCCAUCACACAUCCAGACUGGAACCCCACCAUCAUAAACAAUGACCUGACACUACUGAAGCUCACCUCCCCAGCCCAAUACACGACACGCAUCUCACCAGUUUGCGUGGCUUCCCCAGAUGAGGUGCUGUCUACAGGCCUCACAUGUGUCACCACUGGCUGGGGCCGCCUCAGCGGCUUAGGUAAUGUGACCCCAGCACGCCUGCAACAGGUGGUCCUGCCCCUAGUCACUGUGAGAAAGUGCCAGCAGUACUGGGGCUCACGUGUCACGGACUCCAUGAUCUGUGCAGGUGGCUCAGGGGCCUCCUCGUGUCAGGGUGAUUCCGGAGGCCCUCUUGUCUGCCAGAAGGGGAAUGUUUGGGUACUUAUUGGCAUCGUCUCCUGGGGCACCACCAACUGCAACGUACAUGCACCUGCCAUGUAUACUCGGGUUAGCAAGUUCAGCACAUGGAUCAACGAGGUCACAGCCUACAGUUGAUCCCACCACAUGCCCCUCCCCAUCUCAAGUCAAUAAAGACCCCAGGUUCUCCUCUUACAUCAU